Messenger RNA from Hippocampus comes (tiger tail seahorse), 1763 nucleotides. RefSeq names its product lethal(3)malignant brain tumor-like protein 1. The transcript is spliced from 9 exons. Gene Ontology annotation, molecular function: histone binding; zinc ion binding; chromatin binding. NCBI's taxonomy places the organism in Eukaryota, Metazoa, Chordata, Actinopteri, Syngnathiformes, Syngnathidae. The record is from RefSeq and is a predicted model, not a curated record. Gene Ontology annotation, cellular component: nucleus. Bases 1 to 852 code for a protein of 283 amino acids. Gene Ontology annotation, biological process: negative regulation of DNA-templated transcription.
AUGGAUACCAGGAUUCACUAUGAUGGAUGGAGUCACAUCUAUGACGAGUGGAUGGACUCGGAUCACCCUGACAUCCACCCAGCAGGCUGGUGUGAGGCCACCGGUCACCCGCUCAAACCCCCACCACAGGACGCCAAACCACAGCAGACACAUGGUGUGAGGGAGCCUCCCACUCUGCCCCAGUCAACUUACCCUCCUUCUGUUCCCUGCAAGCCCAUCAGCCACACAAGAACCAACAAGUACAACUUUCACAACAGGAAGUGUCCAACCCCGGGUUGUGACGGUUCAGGUCACGUGACUGGUCGCUUCACGGCACAUCACUGUGUUUCGGGCUGCCCAUUAGCUGAGCGCAACCAAGGCAGACUCAAGGUGGAGCUAUCAGACUCUGAGAGCAAGAGGAGUCUCUUUUUUGGCCAGAGAACCAAGAAGACACAUUAUCGUGGCAGGAUUGGACGUCCACCCAAAUAUAGGAAGAACCAGCAGAGAGACUAUCAGAACAUUACAUCUGAGUGUGUCUAUCCAUCGUUGUUUGUGUCGGCUCUGAGCGGUCAGUCAGACCGUACUCUGUCUCUGUGCUGGGAACAACACUGUAAAUUGCUACCUGGCGUACUGGGCAUUCCCGCAAGUCAGGUGGCGGCUUGGAGUGUGGAGGAGGUCUUCAACUUUGUGCAUAAUCUAAUUGGCUGCGAGGACCAGGCCCGUCUCUUUAAAGACGAGAUGAUUGACGGCGAGGCCUUUCUACUACUGACUCAGGCCGACAUCGUGAAGAUCAUGAGCAUCAAACUCGGCCCCGCCCUCAAGAUUUACAACGCCAUCCUCAUGUUCAAGAGCACGGAUGAAGCUCUCAAAUGACUCCGUUAGGGUGGGAUUAUCGGUGCAAUCAGUCAUCACGUGCCAAAUUCAUUGUGCAAGGCAAAAACUCCUUGUCUGAGCCCUUUUUGUGUUUCGUGUCCUGUGCCCAUCAGAUGGUGUGGUGUGGUGUACACGUUGAAGUAAAGGACAAUUUAGGAAGGAUCUGACAGACACAAAAUGGAUACCAGGGUGAGUUAGGGAACAUCAUAACAUUUUAGUUGAAGGAAUAGUUGCAUCAUUCUACUGGUACUUGCCCAAAAAUUGAGUUCUUUUUGCAAUCGGUAACAUAUCAGUGACAAAAUACUGUAACAAAUUGUAAUUGAAAAUGAAAAACAUACAUAUGUAUUCCAGCAGCAAGAUCAGAUAUAUUUCAAUUAGUUGGUUGAGUCCAUAACCCAUACUGGAAUAGCAACAGUGCUUAGCACACACCAACAGAGAAACUGUUUAACAUAUCAACCACACUCAUGAAUUCAUGAAAUGCACCCACACCAACCUUGCCCAACACACUCAAAAUGCAAGCAGGAACAAAACAAAGUAAAUAACAACAUUUGUGUGGAGUGUAUUGUAAAAAAUAAUAACACCAAUUUCAAGGACAAUUGCAUAUCAUUGAGUGAUUUGGCUAACUAAACAUUGUCAUGAAAUUCUCAUGAGCAAAAAAUACAGGAUAGAAAAAGAAAAGAAAACUCAUGGGUAAAGUUCUGCAAUAUGAAGUCGAUACAUUUCCCCAAAUAGUACAUUUGUUUAUAAUUUAAAAUACAUGAGAAGAGGACCUUAAAAAACUUAAAUGCAUAUUAAAUCACUCUAGCACUAUUGCGUGAAAAAAAUAAAUUUGAUUAUUUUCCAAAAAUCGCUCAGCCCUUAUUUUAAUCAACUAUACAUUUACAACAUCAUGUAGGCUGUUUUCUCAAAUU